Toxorhynchites rutilus septentrionalis is the source of this 905-nucleotide messenger RNA. RefSeq names its product general odorant-binding protein 45-like. The transcript has a single exon. The record is from RefSeq and is a predicted model, not a curated record. The coding region runs from base 31 to 882 and encodes 283 amino acids. Lineage: Eukaryota; Metazoa; Arthropoda; Insecta; Diptera; Culicidae. Gene Ontology annotation, molecular function: odorant binding. Gene Ontology annotation, biological process: sensory perception of smell.
CCCCUAAAAUUCCCCUGCGUGUGCUUAUAAAUGAAGCCCAGGGAACCGUUUCCACUAAACCUUGCGAUGAAUGGAAACCUCAAACUAGUCAUCGUCGGGGUGGGUCUCGUCUCCACAGCGGCGGUGGCAGUUUCGCCCCGUCACAAGCCGGCCCUUAAAUCACUCCAGCGGGCUCAGAAGGAAUGCAAACAGUAUCUGCAUCUGCCCACGGAUGACGACACGGAGGGAGACUGUGAGCAACGUUGUGUACAACUGGUUCUACGUUCGUGGAAUGACAGUUCCGGGCUGAGUCAUCUUCCGUACAGUCGCCACUUUAAGCCGGAUUGUGACGACAAAUGCUACCCCAAUCGGACGGCCUACUGUUUGCGAACCGAGCUGGAACACGUUCCAUCCUGUGACGCCUGUCGGCGAGCCACCGUUUCCUGGGAGUGCUACCGGGACCAGUAUGGCUCCCUAAUCGGUUCGCCAAAACUCGUUCCCGCGACAGAGCUGCUGGUCCGCAACAGCAUCAUCCAGUGUGCCAAAAUCCUCAACAUCGCGGAGUUGGACUUCGAGAGCUUCAUCAAGAGUGGCUUCCUGCUGUCGGACCGAUCCCGCUGUCUGUUCCGGUGCUCUGUGGUGCGGUUGGGUCUGUUCAACGAUAUCAGCGGACCCGAUCUGGACCGGCUGUACGUGCAGAGCGGAGGUGGAUGUGGAGGCACCGAGGAGGAAAAGUUCAAGAAGGAUGCCAGCCAAUGUGUGGCAAAACUGCGCGACAAGUGUCUCGAUAAUUGUACGCUUGCCACCCGUGCCGCAAACGAUUGCUUCGAACGGGGUUCGGGUGCGUUGAAUAUCAUUCUCAGAUCCCUGUUGCGGAUUGUCAUUCCACUUAUCAUGAGUUGAUCAUAGUUGCUGUUGAUUGUUAA